CCCACGUGGCUCCACCAAACUAGCUGCAACAGCAAUGAGCAAACACCCGGUGGAACUGCGCAUCUGCGGUGCUCAACAUUCGAACCACUUCCCGGUCCAGUCCUUUUCGGGUUAGAAAAUGCCUCAUUGGAGGAAAUGCGUUCUUGGAUGCGAAGGAGACUACCCUCUUUUUACGCUUCCCAAGGAUGCCACGAUUCGUCAGAAAUGGUUGGACUUUAUUUUUGGAGACUUCCCUCCCCCGAAGAAGAACUGGUAUAUUUGUGCGAGACACUUUACUGAUGACAGCUUUCUAAACAAAGGCCUGUUUGAUAAAGGACUGAUAGGAAGAUUGUCACUAUUAGACCAUGCAAUACCAACCAGGCUUAAACCGUUUGAGUGGGGACAGGGCACACCUGUCUCCAGAUCGGUUGGGACUUCCUGUGUAGUAGAGAUGAAGUCCCAAGGAACAUCCACAACACCACAGACUGCAGAAAUUGGUAUUCAGUGUAUGCUUCUGACUCCCACCCUAGAUGACCAGGACAGCAACGGCCCUGAAAGUGAUGAGGAGCCUGAGACUGACGAGGAGGACCCGGACUGGGCACCUGGCGCAGAAGAGUCAGAGGAUGAGGAUUUUGACCUGGAAGACGUGGCCGAAACCUGCCCAGCGGCGGAGCGUAAAUUCAUUGUCUUUGAAAGUUGUUUGAGGACUCUGUUCGCCGUGUGUGUCGUCUGCUCCGGGUGCUGCACAGUGACGAUGAAGCAGAUCAUGGGCACUAUGGUGGCUGUGAGCAGUGUCUGCAAGAGGACAGACGGACACACCCGGGUGUGGUACAGCCAGCCGGCCCACAACAGCAUGCCGGUGGGCAACUUGAUGAUGGCGGCAGCCACCUUAUUCAGUGGGUGUUCACCAACAAUUGCCCUGAACCUUUUCCGACACAUGAGCGUUGGAAUCUACAGUUUGAAGACGUUUUUCAGUCUGCAGCGCUGCUAUUUGAUCCCUGCUAUUCAAAGGGUUUGGAACACCAAGCAGCAGGCCAUGAUUAUGAAGAAAAAGGGAACGCCACUAAGACUGGGCGGAGCUGCUCGCUGCUGCUCAUCAGGGCAUACAACCAAGUAUGGCAGCUAUUCCUUGAUGGAUAUGAAUAGUGGUGCGGUGCUCACCACCCAUAUAGUGGAGUGCAAUGAAGUGCAGAGCAGUGCAGCAGUUGAGUUGGAGGGCCUGAAACAGGGGAUCCACUUCCUGGAGCAACAUGGCCUCACUGUAGCUGAACUCAUCACAGACAGACAUAUGCAGGUCUGCAAAUGGCUGAGAACGGAAAAGCCCGACAUCAGACAGCGGUUUGACGUAUGGCACGUUUCCAAGGGCAUCUUCAAGAAACUCGUGGCAGUGGCCAAAAAGCCAGGCUGUGCUUCAGUGGGGUUGUGGGCUCAGUCUAUCUCCAACCAUCUGUGUUGGACAGCAGCCACCAGCGGUGGAGACGCAGACAUGGCUGUGCAGAAAUGGACUUCUGUGGCUCGUCACGUCUGCAACAUCCACGAGGGCCAUGGUGACGUGUUCCCGCGGUGCGAGCACGGACAGAUGAACAGACAGUGGGUGGAGAACGGCAGCAGAGCACAGAAAGAAAUCCAGGCGGUUGUCCUGAGCUCCAGGCUGCUGGCGGAUGUCUGUCAGCUGUCCCCUCCAGAGCAGACGUCGUACCUGCAGUCUUUUCAUAACGUCGUCUGCUUCUUCGGAAGUAAACAGGGGCAUUUCCUUCGUCCCUCACUGGAAGCAAGAAUGAUUUUGGCAGCUCUCCACUUUAACGAGAACAUGGCGAAGGAGCAGGCCAGGAAACAGGACAGGGCUCAGCGGUGGAAGGUGUCCUAUCCAAAGUUUAAGAAAGGUGGCGCUGUGGUUCGGCCUGUGAAGGAGUCUGACACAUACGACUAUGUCAGACACCUGAUGGAGCUUGUGUGGCAGAUGCGGCUGGAGGUUCCCUUCUAUGAAGACGUAGACACAGAAACUUCUGUUUCUUAGCUCUGGUUGUGCGUUUAGGGUCGUUGUCUUACAUUUGUUUCCAGCUUAGAUAAAAUUUGCUCUUCUAGUACUGCUUGUUUUAAACUCCAUAGUUUUUCCCAUCAACUCUGACCCAUAACCAGGUUAUCAAAAAACAAGUCCAAUGCAUGAUGCUGCCACCACCAUGUUUUGCUCUUAGAGUGGUGUGUUCAGGGUGAUGUUCUGUGUUAGUUUUCCUUCAUAAAGGUCAGAAAGUUACAAUAUUGCCUCUUAUUACAUUUAAGGUAAUUGUGAAUUUCAUUUAGGUUUAUUAGAGUAAUGGGGGCUUAAUACAAAUGCUGGCAACCAUUCAUAUCAUUUUGUAGCUAAGAAAUUGCAAAUCUACAUUUAAGCACUAUAUGUCCCAAUAAACAGCGUUUAUUGUUAAAAAUAAAAUACAAAUUCUUUCAAAGAAAAAAGAAAAACCCAAACAAACUUCUGGAACAAAAUGCAAAAACAACUUGAUGUUUGAAAAAUAAUUUAUUUGCAAUAAAUUAGAUUUUGAAAGUAUGAUAGAGUUCAUAUGUAUCCUAAAAUUUAAAGCCACUGAUUUACAUAAACGUCACAUUUUUAUUUACAGUCUUGCAAAGUUACCUUGAGAGAAUGAAGCGGCUUUUCUUACGUUGUUAAACAUUUUAAUUUAAUUGUACUUAUUUUUUACAGCAUGUUUUUCAGAGAGCAGCCGCUCCAGCUUUGAGAUCCUUUAUUGUCUUUUCUGGCGAAUGACGAAGAAAAAAAAAAAUCUGGAUAUUUAAUUAUUUAAUUUGUUUUUUUCUGAUGUCGCAAAAAUUAUUGCAGCCACUUCAAAGGUUUUCUGAAAAACAGCUGAAAUCCUGUACAGUUUGAUGGGUGCAGCAGUUUUCCUCCUGAUGUACAGUUACUAAAAUUGAAUUUCCAGCCCUGAGUGCAGUCCCUCUGCUUCCACACAAAAUCACAUUCCAUGUUCACUUUGCCUGAGCUGAGCCACUUUGAACGCUUUCCAAACGCUCUGACAGUUUUGUAAAUACUCUUCAUUAAUAAACAUUUUCUGAACCUUUUAA
This is a messenger RNA of Gambusia affinis (western mosquitofish), 3054 nucleotides long. RefSeq lists its product as uncharacterized. Bases 119 to 1996 code for a protein of 625 amino acids. NCBI's taxonomy places the organism in Eukaryota, Metazoa, Chordata, Actinopteri, Cyprinodontiformes, Poeciliidae. The transcript has 8 exons. The record is from RefSeq and is a predicted model, not a curated record.